Molecule: messenger RNA, 396 nt
Organism: Argentina anserina (silverweed cinquefoil)
Lineage: Eukaryota; Viridiplantae; Streptophyta; Magnoliopsida; Rosales; Rosaceae
Exons: 3
Coding region: 1-396 (131 amino acids)
Biological process (GO): mRNA splicing, via spliceosome
Cellular component (GO): nuclear speck
Molecular function (GO): RNA binding
Source: RefSeq, a predicted model, not a curated record
AUGGAGCUUGAGAUUGCAUUCCAUAAGUUUGGAAUUAUCAAAAGAGUAUGGGUUGUAAGAAGGCCACAAGGUUAUGCUUUUAUUGAUUUUGAUCACAUUAGAGAUGCAAAGAAUGCUAUUUGUGAGUUAGAUGACAAGAAUGACCAGAGAGUUGAGUUCUCACAUGACUCUAGACAUGUUGUGGGGAAAUUCUGCACUAAUGGUAAUACCUAUGCGUCUACAAAACCUCGAGCAGGUGGUAAGAUUGUGUCAUAUGUCACUAAUGCUAAUGGUGAGGCUUUUCCUGUGCUAGGGAGAGGGAUCUUCUCACCAGGGAGAUACUCGGUCGGAGGGGGGUUGAGGAGCAGAUUGUUUCACUUGGAUCAGACAUAUGCAGGAGCUAAGUCAGGAGCAUAG